Gigantopelta aegis is the source of this 718-nucleotide messenger RNA. RefSeq lists its product as uncharacterized. NCBI's taxonomy places the organism in Eukaryota, Metazoa, Mollusca, Gastropoda, Neomphalida, Peltospiridae. The record is from RefSeq and is a predicted model, not a curated record. Bases 54 to 380 code for a protein of 108 amino acids. The transcript is spliced from 3 exons.
GCUCUCCUCCCAUCAGCGCUUUCUACAGCAAGACGCGAUACGAAAGGACAUCAAUGGCGGACACACACCACCUCGACAACAGCCACGUGGUCAGCAUGGACGAGCAUUCAGCUGACGCCUGCUCGCCUGCUGCAUGGUCGAAAGGGUCUUUCUUGACUUCCAGUCAACAAGAGGAAAUGGCGGCUGCAGUACUUCCUGUUUACGACCCGGCGCACUUUGUCCGGAGAGAGAGUCAACAGUGUGGAGUUUCGUGUGACCAGCCGAGGGUGUCUCGCACGGGAGGUGUUUGUCGACCUACUUCCAGACACCUGUUUACCGUAUUUACUCUACUGGGAGUCCUACUUCUGACGUUGGGAACUCUCGCCUACCUCCACAGCUGAUGGCACUGACUGGAGACAUCGAGUGAAAGAGCAAAUAACAAAAUAUCGUCAACUGCUAUAUCCUGAGAUUCUGUGGACAUCGUGGACUUUUUAUUUGUAGACAACAACAUCGGAAUUUGUGGUCAUUGGAGACAAAAUUUAAUAUACAACAAUAUCAGGAAUUGUGGUCCUUGGAGGCAAAAUUCAAUACACAACAACGUCAGGAUUUGAGGUCCUUGGAGGCAAAAUUUAAUAUACAACUAGGAUUUGUAAGCUUUAGGUGCAAUAACAGUACCCAUUUUACCCUGACGUCAUGUGGACAUCAUGAACCUAUAUUUAUAGAACAUAACAUCAGGAUG